Molecule: messenger RNA, 4259 nt
Organism: Phascolarctos cinereus (koala)
Lineage: Eukaryota; Metazoa; Chordata; Mammalia; Diprotodontia; Phascolarctidae
Gene: MED16
Product: mediator complex subunit 16
Biological process (GO): positive regulation of DNA-templated transcription
Cellular component (GO): mediator complex
Molecular function (GO): protein binding
Source: RefSeq, a predicted model, not a curated record
UCUAUCCCAGAAGCCACCGCAAACCUGCGCGGUCGGUCUCGACGUUUCCUUGUGUGUCUGCUCAGCCCGCCGUUCCCUGAGCAGGUCCGACGGGAGGCCGGAGCAGCUGCUCCGCUUGCAGUUGGGGCGGGAGCAGGAGCGGAGCGGGAGCAGAGCAGAGCAGAGCACGGAGGGCCGGACAGAGCGGAGGACCUGCUGAUUUUUGUCUUCUGAUCUGAGGGACCCCGGGCUGGGGCCCCAGAAAGCAAUCUAGGGGUAUGAUGGAUUUGGCUUAUGUCUGUGAGUGGGAGAAAAGGCCUAAGAGCAAUCACUGCCCUUCCAUUCCGUUGGUCUGUGCCUGGUCCUGCCGAAACCUCAUAGCCUUUACCACCGACCUGAAAAAUGAAGAGGAGAAAGAUUUGACCCACAUGAUUCAUAUUUUGGAUACCGAGCACCCGUGGGACGUGUACUCCAUUAACUCUGAACACAAUGAAAUGAUCACUUGCCUGGAGUGGGAUCAGUCUGGCUCCAGGCUCCUAUCAGCUGAUGCCGACGGGCACGUGAAGUGCUGGGGCAUGUCCGACCAUCUGGCCAACAGCUGGGAGAACACAGUGGGCAGCAUGGUGGAAGGCGACCCCAUCGUGUCUUUGUCCUGGUUACACAACGGCGUGAAGCUGGCCCUGCAUGUGGAGAAGGUGGGUGAGGGGCCUUUCGGCGACAAGUUUUCUCGAGUCAAGUUCUCGCCCUCGCUGACGCUUUUUGGUGGGAAGCCCAUGGAGGGUUGGAUCGCAGUGACCAUCAGUGGGCUGGUGACUGUGUCCCUGCUCAAGCCCAACGGGCAGGUGCUGACGUCCACGGAGAGCCUGUGCCGCCUGCGCUGCCGCGUGGCCCGCGACGUUGCCUUCACCGGUGGCGGCAACAUCGUGGUGGCCACGUCUGACGGCAGCAGCACCUCCCCAGUCCAGUUCUACAAGGUGUGUGUCAGUGUGGUGAAUGAGAAGUGCCGGAUCGACACGGAGAUCCUGCCAUCCCUCUUCAUGCGCUGCACGACAGACCCGGCACGGAAGGACAAGUACCCCGCCAUCACUCACCUGAAAUUCCUUGCCAGAGACAUGUCGGAGCAGGUGCUGCUGUGUGCGUCCAAUCAAAUGAACAGCAUCGUGGAGUGCUGGUCCUUGCGCAAGGAGGGCCUGCCUGUGAACAACAUCUUCCAGCAGAUCUCCCCUGUGGUCGGAGACAAACAGCCGAUGAUCCUCAAAUGGCGCAUUCUGUCAGCGACCAACGACCUGGACCGCGUGUCUGCUGUGGCCCUGCCCAAGUUGCCCAUCUCGCUCACCAACACCGACCUGAAAGUGGCGAGUGAUACCAAAUUCUGCCCUGGCUUAGGUCUGGCACUGGCCUUUCACGAUGGCAGCGUCCACAUCGUCCAUCGACUCUCUCUGCAGACGAUGGCCAUGUUCUAUGGCUCUUCCACCCAGCGCCCCGUGGACGAACAGGCCAUCAAAAGGCAGCGGACCGCCGGCCCCUCCAUCCACUUUAAAGCUAUGCAACUCUCCUGGACCUCACUGGCGCUUGUAGGCAUCGAUAACCAUGGAAAGCUGAGCAUGCUCCGCGUCUCGCCGUCCAUGGGCCACGCCCUGGACAUGAACAUGUCCUUGCGCCAUCUGCUCUUCCUGCUGGAGUACUGCAUGGUGACGGGUUACGACUGGUGGGACAUCCUGCUGCACGUGCAGCCCAGCAUGGUGCAGAACCUGGUGGAAAAGCUGCACGAGGAGUACACGCGUCAGAACGCCGCGCUGCAGCAGGUGCUCUCCACUCGGAUUGUGGCCAUGAAAGCUUCCCUCUGUAAGCUGUCCUCCUGCACCGUGGCCCGGGUCUGUGAUUACCACGCCAAGCUCUUCCUGAUCGCCAUCAGCUCCACUUUGAAGUCGCUGCUGCGGCCUCACUUCCUGAACACUCCAGACAAGAGCCCCGGAGACCGGCUGACUGAAAUCUGCACCAAGAUCACCGACGUAGAUAUUGACAAGGUGAUGAUCAAUCUGAAGACAGAAGAGUUUGUGCUGGAGAUGACGACCCUGCAGUCCCUGCAGCAGCUCAUCCAGUGGGUGGGAGACUUUGUGCUCUACCUCUUGGCCAGCCUGCCCAACCAGGGCUCUCCUGUGCGCCCAGGCCACAGCUUUUUGCGCGACGGGGCUUCCCUGGGGACACUUCGAGAAUUGAUGGUCGUUAUUCGGAUCUGGGGCCUGCUGAAGCCAAGCUGCCUGCCAAUUUACACGGCCACCUCUGACACCCAGGACAGCAUGUCUCUCCUCUUCCGGCUGCUGACAAAGCUCUGGCUCUGCUGUCGGGAUGAGAACCACCCCUCGGAGCCCGACGAGACCCUUAUCGAUGAGUGCUGCCUCCUCCCGAGCCAACUGCUCAUCCCCAGCCUGGACUGGCUGCCCGUCAGUGACGGCAUCAUCAGCAGACUCCAGAGCAAGCAGCUGGUACGGCUCCAGUUUGGGAAGGCUCCCGGGUUGCUCGGCUAUGCCGGCACGCCGCCCUUCGAGAUCUUCGCCAGAGCCCCUGGGCAGGCGAAGAUCGACCACCUCAGGAGGCUGCACUUAGGGGCGCACCCCACUGAGGAAUGCAAAUCCUGUACCCGGUGUGGCUGUGUCACUGUGCUCAGAUCCCCCCACAAAGCAACGGCAGUGAAGCAGUGGGAACAGCGCUGGACCAAGAACUGUUUGUGCGGGGGCCUGUGGCGUAGGAUGCCCACCAGCUACUCGUGAUCGGGUCCUGCCCUGGCCCGGUCCAGUUGCCCCCAAGGGGCCCUGCAGGAGAGGGCUUAUCUUCAUGGAGUCUGCAGACAGCAUCUUUCAGCCUGGCGUCUUGUAAAUAUGUUUGUAAUGUGCUCUGUAAAGAAAAAAAAUCCCUUUGUGAUUUCUAAUCUUCCUCCCUGAUGUCGUAGGCCAGUGUUUGUCAUGGUUCGGUCAAGAAUACCUCCCUUCCCCCAACAGAAAAGAAAAAUUCUGCUUUGGGGAAACCGAAGUGAGGGGAAGGAGGGAGCCCAUCCAUGACCCAGAUGCUGCCCUCAGUGUAGAGGGGCUUGGAGCAUCCUGGAGCCCAGGCUGGCUCUGCCACACCAUGCUGGGUGACUUUGGGGGAGUGACUCCCCCUUUCUGGGCCUGAGUUUUCUCAUCCUUAAAGUGAGGACUUGGACUGGAUGGUCUAUGAAGGCCUCGGUUAGUAGGCUGAGGUCAUAGGAUCAUGGGAAGGUACAGGCCCAGUGUUCUCUAUGCUUAAGUUCCUUCCCAGCUCUGAGCACCCUCCCCACUCUGGUCGCCUCCUCAAGGACCAAACGUUCCCUGUCCAUGUGGAGGGAUGGUCUGUGAGAGCAGACUCCUCUCGGAUCCGGAGCUGGAAGGGGCCUCGGAAGCCGUCUCUCCUGCCUGUCUCAUUUUACAAAUAAGGACUUGGAGACGCAGGGAGGAAUACAUGUCAGAGGUGGGGUUAGAGCGCGGGGCCAGCCCCACGCAUGGCCUUCCACAUCAUGCUGCCGUGACUCUGGGCUGCUCUGCCAGCAGGGCCAUCAGCAGCCUGGCGUUGGUCAGAGGCAGGCCAGAUGUGCUUUGUUUUGGAAGAGCUCUUUUCACUGGGGUUCUGAGUCUAAAUCUACUUUAACUACAGGGCCCUCUCCCUGAAAGAAUUUCAUUCCAAAAUUUUUUAUCCCUGAUAAAGGAUAAAACGAUAAUAGUGCUUGCUUAAGGUUUAGGACAGCUGGUAGAAUCCCAUACACUGGCCAAUUGCUUCUGCAGCCUUUCCUGCAUUUAAGAUGUCCUGAGAGGCAGCACAGCAUCGUGGAGAGUGAGCUAGCCUCAGCCAGGAAGGCCUGGGUUCGGAUCCUGACUGGCACGUGCUGGCCACAUGACUCUGGGCAAGUCACCGACCUCCUCCUUCAGUGACCCAGGCAACUCGUAUGAGGGGCGGAUCUGGGGCCAUCAGCAUUAGGCGGGGGAGCUCCCUCACUUUGAAUUCGCCCUGCUAGUGAAAUCACAGUGGCGGUCUUCUCCCAAAUGCCAUAUUGUCUAGGCUGUUUGAGAGACAGUUAUUAAUCUCCUGCUAUGUACCAGAAGUGGGGCUAGGCACUAAAGAUGUGUUGGAACCCGGCCACGCUGAUGGGACGCCGGCCUGCUGUCAUCCUCAUCCACAGGCUUUUCCCAUUGGCGUUCUGGUGUCGUGGGCCUCCUUGGCAGUCAGUCUGAUGACACCAAAUACAGUAAUGUGUGUGUGUAUGUGAA